AUGGCUCUGCCUCUGAGGUCCCUGAGUCGGGGCUUGGCAAGCACAGCAAAGGGAGACCAUGGAGGGGCAGGAGCCAGCACUUGGCGCCUCCUGACCUUCGUGCUGGCGCUCCCGAGUGUGGCCCUCUGCACCCUUAACUCCUGGCUCCACGCGGGCCAUCGUGAACGCCCCAAGUUCAUCCCAUACCACCACCUCCGUAUCCGCACCAAGCCCUACUCCUGGGGAGACGGCAACCAUACUCUUUUCCACAACCCCCGUGUCAACCCUCUGCCCACCGGCUAUGAACAGUGA
Puma concolor (puma) is the source of this 291-nucleotide messenger RNA. It is a transcript of the gene COX6A2, whose product is annotated as cytochrome c oxidase subunit 6A2. NCBI's taxonomy places the organism in Eukaryota, Metazoa, Chordata, Mammalia, Carnivora, Felidae. Gene Ontology annotation, molecular function: enzyme regulator activity. Gene Ontology annotation, biological process: mitochondrial electron transport, cytochrome c to oxygen. Gene Ontology annotation, cellular component: respiratory chain complex IV; mitochondrial inner membrane. The record is from RefSeq and is a predicted model, not a curated record.